Gossypium raimondii (Peruvian cotton) is the source of this 652-nucleotide messenger RNA. RefSeq names its product nuclear transcription factor Y subunit B-1. Bases 55 to 459 code for a protein of 134 amino acids. Gene Ontology annotation, cellular component: CCAAT-binding factor complex; nucleus. Gene Ontology annotation, molecular function: RNA polymerase II cis-regulatory region sequence-specific DNA binding; protein heterodimerization activity; DNA-binding transcription activator activity, RNA polymerase II-specific. Gene Ontology annotation, biological process: regulation of transcription by RNA polymerase II. The record is from RefSeq and is a predicted model, not a curated record. The transcript has a single exon. NCBI's taxonomy places the organism in Eukaryota, Viridiplantae, Streptophyta, Magnoliopsida, Malvales, Malvaceae.
ACUAACCUUUUGACCUUUCGAGCAACAGGUAUAGGUUUCAACAGGAUAUCUAAAAUGGCCGAAAACGUUGGGGGGAGCGGCUCAAACGACGACGAUGGUUUCAGGGAGCAAGAUCGGUUACUUCCGAUUGCUAACGUCGGCCGGAUAAUGAAGCAAAUGCUACCUCCGAAUGCAAAAAUCUCAAAGGAAGCCAAAGAAACUAUGCAAGAAUGUGUUUCGGAGUUCAUUAGCUUCGUCACAAGUGAAGCAUCCGAUAAGUGCAGAAAGGAAAGGCGAAAGACUAUUAAUGGAGAAGAUAUUUGUUGGGCCUUGGCUACUCUCGGUUUCGACGAUUAUGCAGCGCCAUUGAGAAGAUACUUGAACAAGUACAGAGAGGUAGAAGGAGAUAACAAAGCAGCAAAUCAAGACAAGGUUAAUAACAACAACAGUGAUGAAGGCAAGCAUGAUUGGAAGCAGUAGAAACUCCAAUCUGGGGCCAUUUGAUUGAGGUUAUAUAUAUAUAUAUAGCUUUUAACCUUGUUAAUUACACUAAUUAAUCAACAAAGAUUGGGUCCUAUUUUUUACUUGAUUUCAUGUGUUUUUGUUAGAUAAAUCAUAGAUAUAGAUGACAAGCAAGGCUGUUUGCUUUUAUUCCAUGUAUGGAAACUUUAUG